GGACAAACACAAUCCAUUAUUAUGUUUACGAAAGGUUUAUCAUACUUGUACCCGUUUGCAAGAACGGAGACCAACUGUUACUUUAGUGUCAGGGAUUUUUCUACUUAAUUGUUAAAAUUAAAUAAGAGGCAAUGAUAAGGUUGCUGAUUGCAGCAACUCUUGCUGUAACCACAACAGCAGAACCAUAUGGCCUUCCGUACGGUUAUGGUCCAGGUUACUUCCACGCUUUGCCCCAGUCAUCUCCUGUGAUUAUCAGUGCUCCAUCUCCACCACUUCCACAACCACUGCCCCUACCACCUGUUAUUAUUGAUCAGGUGGUGGAGGCCCCUGUCUUUGUGCCUGGCCCCCCAUUACCAGGACCUCCUGCACCCCCCUUGGGAGUCCGCUGUACCCCUUGCACCGGUCCUGACUGCUGUGAACUCUGCCCUGAGAGAACUUGUGCUGUUGCAGAGGACAUGUCUCUUUUAGAGUUGGCUUUGAAUCCGUUCUUCUACGUCCAGUACGUGGAGGACUGUCAGCAGUCCAGGUACCUGGACAAUGUAUGUUUCCUAUUUGUGCCACUGCUAGACCUCUCUUCACUAUUCACAUUUGGCCAGGUCAUCACAUACCAAGAUGGUACUGUGGAGCAGAGACAGUAUCAGAUAGAGUGUGUGGAUGAUGCAUUCCAGUUUACUGCCAUCGGUUCUGGAUGUAAGUUCAAGUUUGAAAUAAUCUACGCAGAUAUUCUAUGUGGUGUGUACGUCAUGCAGAGGUGUUUUGAAAACUCUUGCUGCCAAGUUGACAGUGGACCCAUACAGAUUGUCUCCAAUUUGCUUCCAGCAUCUGGGCAGUGUAUAAGUGAUGCAUUAGAAUAUGUCAAGAACCUUUACCCUUGCAAGAACUUCAUAGAACUUCCUCAAGAAAAUGCAAGCUUGUGUACUCUCCUCGGAGCGACAUUAUCACCAAGACAGGGCUAAGUCAACAUUCAAAACUGUCUGUUAUUUAUCAUUAUAUAUUUUUUACUAAUUUAUCACUUUCCUAUCGAUAUUUAUUCAGCGGUCACCUACUUGACAGAGAACAACUUCUGGGAAGUUUUGUCUGUGAAAAACUGUGAUUUGAAAGGGAAUAUGUGUUUUGAAGAAAUGAUGCAUUAAAUAUAAAAUCUAUUUUGAAACACGGAAUAAUGUAAUAAAAAAAUUAUAUAUGAUAUAAAAAUGGAUAAAGAGUUAAAUACUAUUGACUUAGAAAGUCUCUCUAUAGUGUUUUUGUAUUGUGAUGAAAUGGUCAACAUUGAAAUGUGCUCUUGUAAAAUUGAUGCAAAUAAACAUUAUAGUUAUAAGUAAA
This is a messenger RNA of Homalodisca vitripennis (glassy-winged sharpshooter), 1323 nucleotides long. RefSeq lists its product as uncharacterized. The record is from RefSeq and is a predicted model, not a curated record. The transcript has 7 exons. Lineage: Eukaryota; Metazoa; Arthropoda; Insecta; Hemiptera; Cicadellidae. The coding region runs from base 132 to 956 and encodes 274 amino acids.